AUGGCGACGAGAAUACCCCACCUGCUGGAGAGCUACCUCGCCCUCCCGCCCGAAUACGCCCAGAUCCUCCUCACCAGCGUCCUCGGCGCCAGCACCAACUGGCUCGUCCUGCGGUACCUGUACACGUACCUCAGGAAACCCAACGCCGCAGCCGAGGAGGGGGGGGCUGCAGCUUCACAGGCUGGGGACGUCCGCGUCGUUCUCGUCAGCUUCAUGAGAGAUUUUGCUUUUUGGAAAGAGGGCGCUGGGAGACUGGGACUCGACCUCGAAGGUCUAGGAAGAAGCGGUAGAUUCGUCUUCGUGGACGGGCUGAGCGGCUUAUUCUCCUCCCCUAACCAGGCGGCGCCGUCGACGACAAUCAAGGGCCGGAGAACUCUCCGUGGUGCGAGGCUGGCCGACAUACAGCGCGAGCUCGACGGGGCGGUAUCGGAUGUCGCCGCGGGGGACGCCAGGACGGUCUUGAUCGUGGACCAGCCGGACCUCUUGCUCGCUGCGUCUGGCGAGGACCUUACGGGCCUUGCGUUGAGAAAUAUGCUGCUUGAUGUGCAAGAGAAAGUCCACGCCUCCAUCAUCACCGUCGCCGCAGACGAACCCCUCAUCGCGGCUCAGACCACGACGCUGGAGAAGGAGCACGCGAGUCUCGUCCUCGGACUGGCGCACGCCGCGGAGACGGUCAUCGGUCUGAGGUUGCUUGACACGGGCAACGCGAGCGACGUCAGCGGGGUGUUGAGGGUCACUGCGGGAGGGGAUGGCGGGAACGGGGAGGAGAGGGCGGUCGAGGAGACGGAGCUGUUGUACUUUGUUGGCGGGGAUGGGAGCGUCAAGGUCUUUGGGAGAGGGCAGUGA
Messenger RNA from Colletotrichum orchidophilum, 846 nucleotides. RefSeq lists its product as uncharacterized. The record is from RefSeq and is a predicted model, not a curated record. Bases 1 to 846 code for a protein of 281 amino acids. Gene Ontology annotation, cellular component: elongator holoenzyme complex. Gene Ontology annotation, biological process: tRNA wobble uridine modification. The transcript is spliced from 3 exons. Lineage: Eukaryota; Fungi; Ascomycota; Sordariomycetes; Glomerellales; Glomerellaceae.